ACAGGCAACGCGACCAGUGCGGCAUGCGUAUUAAUACCCCGUAUUUGGGUUUUGAUACCAUCAAGUCGAUUUCGCAUUAACAUUGAGCUUCUCCACACGUUCUGAUUUGAUUGCAGCUUCGGAAUUCAGUCAUCGCCCCUCUUUUCGAAUGCGGGAAUGCGUUUUUAAUAUCUCGAAGUCCUUCGCGUUCAGAUUUACGAUUAUCGGAGGCUAGCAAAAAAUAUAACAAAUUUAUGGAUGGUCCUCACAGAGAAUAUACUAAUAAAGACCAAAGUGUGCCGUAGAAUUUGCAUGAAUUUGCAUUCUUGACGUCUGAGAAAAGCAUAGUUGAAAAAUAGCAGCCGGGGAUGUUAACGACUGGGAGAUCGUUUCGAGGCAGGGUGGAAGGGAAGAAAUGUUUUCCUUUCACUCCUCCGUUCGAAGGAGGAGUGGUUCGCCGAGAAGUUCUGGAGGUGGAGACGACCCAUGAAAGUAACAGUGGCUUCUCCACCUUCGACUCGAUGGAUCGCUCAGUCUCGCUCUCCUUGCCCAGGUGAACGGUGCUAGUGACAUACUCUCUCUUUCCCUCGGCGUGUCCUUCGGUAUCUUCGCCCAUAGGUACAAGGUCGCGAGUGCACCGGAAACGUGCACAGUGAAUCAGGAGAAGUCGCGUCGUGUGUCUAUGCAAGCAUAGUGUGCGCGAUGUGCUCGACCUGACGGGCUCUCAGCAAGAACAAUCAACAACGGGCGCGAUCGUGGAACAGCGAAAAUGGAUUGGGUGAACCGGACGGCGUCGCUGCUACUUUGCCUAAGUAUUCUACUCGCGACGAUUCACAACGGAUUGGGCGAUGUCGAGCGAAAGAUCGUGUGCUACUACACGAAUUGGUCGAUCUACCGACCAGGAACGGCUAAAUUUUCGCCGCAGAACAUCAAUCCGUAUCUAUGCACCCACUUGAUCUACGCGUUCGGUGGGUUCACCAAGGACAACGCUUUGAAACCGUUCGACAAGUAUUUUGAUAUUGAGAAAGGUGGAUACGCCAAGUUCACGGGACUAAAGACGUACAACAAGAACUUGAAAACGUUGCUGGCGAUCGGUGGGUGGAACGAGGGUUCUAGCAGGUUCUCACCGAUGGUCGCCGACGCCGCGAGAAGACGAGAAUUCGUCAAGAACUCGAUCAAGUUUCUUCGAAAGAAUCAUUUCGAUGGCCUCGACCUCGACUGGGAGUAUCCCGCCUUCCGGGACGGAGGAAAACCGCGCGACAAGGACAACUACGCUAGCUUAGUGCAGGAACUGCGAGAGGAGUUCGAGAGAGAAGCCUCGAAAACAGGAAGACCGAGGCUCCUGCUGACGUUGGCGAUGCCAGCAGGUAUCGAGUACAUCGACAAAGGCUACGACGUUCCCAGGUUGAACGAGUAUCUCGAUUUUAUUAAUCUCCUCUCGUACGACUAUCACUCGUCUUACGAGCCAGCCGUAAAUCACCACUCGCCCCUCUAUCCGUUGGAGGAGGACAACGAAUACAACUACGACUCCGAAUUAACGAUCGAUUACACUAUCAAUUAUCUGUUGAAGAAGGGUGCUUCUCCAGAGAAGAUCGUGUUAGGCAUACCGACUUACGGACGAUCUUACACGCUCUUUAAUCCGGACGCUACCGAUUUAGGAUCGCCAGCUGAUGGUCCAGGAGUCGAGGGUGAUGCCACACGCGAGAAAGGAUAUCUCGCCUAUUACGAGAUCUGCGAGAGUUUGACGCAGUCGAAUGAUUGGGAAGUAGUGCAGCCGAACUCGAAAGCGAUGGGCCCCUACGCGUUCAAGGGAGACCAGUGGGUGGGCUACGACGACGAGGAUAUCGUUAAGUUGAAAGCAAAAUACGCGAAUGAGAAGAAUCUUGGAGGGAUUAUGUUCUGGACGAUUGACAACGACGAUUUCCGAGGCAAAUGCCACGAUCGUCCGUACCCCCUGAUCGAAGCUGCCAAGGAAGCUCUACUAGCGGACAGCGCGAAUGCGAAAACGAGCUCUGAGGAGUCUCGCAAGAAACCGCGAAUUAAGAGCAACGCGAUAGGAAGGAAGGUGAUCGGCGGCCGUUCCACGACGGUGGCACCAGCUCCUAAACGAAUUACUACUGCGAAACCAAAGUUUCGAAAUUCGUUUUCGAGGCCGAGAUCGAGCGUCGAGGACGAGGAGGAGGAGGAACAGAGAGUCGACAGACGAUCGUACGAUCAGGAGGAGGCUGAUACCCAAGGUGGGAACGCAGUUCGAGUCACCGAUAAGAGCGAAAGAUCAGGUACCAAACCGAAAACCCGGAUCGGUUCUAAUCGGAAUCGGAGGAAACAAAUUCGCCGAAAGGAAGAGGAUAAAAAUGAAUCCAAUGAAGAAUCGUUGAGCAAUAAAUUGACUACUCCGGAACCUCCCACGACACCUGAUCCUGGGACAGAUUUCAAGUGCGAGGAUGAAGGAUUCUUUCCCCACCCACGGGACUGCAAGAAGUAUUUCUGGUGUUUGGACAGCGGUCCCGGAGGUCUAGGCGUGGUGGCACAUCAAUUCACGUGCCCUUCCGGCUUGGUGUUCAACAAGGGCGCAGAUUCGUGCGAUUACCCACGCAACGUGAUCUGUCCUAAAUCUAAACCAUCAUCGUCAAGCUCGACGACCAGAGCUCCUAUAACAGCCGCCACGAGUCGUACAACGUUCCUCUACAGUACCACUCGUCAACCGACCACCGAGAAGCCGGAAGAGGAAGAGGAGUACGAGUACGAGGACGAUGACGAAGAGCUCGAGGAAGAGGAGAAGGAAGAACCAAAGCCAACCACCACUCCGAAACCGCUCCUCUAUAAAACUAUCACAAGGAACAAACCUACGACUACGACGACCACCACCACGACCACGGAGGUACCUUCGACGUCUCGAAGAAGCGAUCCGGAAAGGGUGGUUCACAUCGAGGACGAGGAGGACCCCGAAGUGAUCAAGGAAUUGAUUCAAUUAAUCAAGAAAGCGGGCGGUAUCGAGCAAUUAGAGAAACAGCUGCUGUUUCAAAGUAAAAGUUCGGUUGACGCGACGAAUUCAAACAACGAGAACGCGACCCCGGCUACGAUCAGUCGUACUCUUUAUGAACGCGUUUUAAGUCGACAGGCUGGGAAGGUAACGGACAACAAGCAAGCGUCUACGAAUAGGAAUGGGCCUGGUGGUGCGCAAUUCGAAGGCUUGGAUGAUGUUCCCGAAGUGAAGAGCCUUCGCCGCUCGCAGAAACCGCAAUACGUUACCAUAGAGAGGCCUAAACCCUCCACGGAGGAACCGUCGAUCAGAGAUGAGGAAGAAGAGGAAGAUGAGAUCGAAGAAGAUAACGCGGACGUUGCUUCUUCGGAAGAACGGACUGUCAGCAAUCCUUUCUUAACUAGUUCGACGCAGAGGGCGACGCCUAAUUAUAUUAACAUCAGACGCGCACGUCCCACGACAUCAAAAGAUGAUAACAACCUGGAGGAGAAGAAUAAAAACGCGGAGGAGGAGACGGCUGUUCCACGUCGUGCACCUUUCAAGACAACCGAAACGAAUUCGGAGGAUACAAAGAAUCAGGAAUCUCGUCCACCGGCGAACGAAGAUAAUUCGCAAACGACUAAAUCCAGAUACGUUAACAUUCAACGAUUUAGGAGUACGACUCCACAGGCAGUAGACACGGUCUCAGAAACCUCAUCUUCUGAACCGAUCACGGAAUCGACCAGCGAACCGCCUAAAGUCGAUCAGACCACGAGUACCACCCAGUCCUCCGUUUCAUCGUCUGUCUCGACGCCUAAUGAUAUCCCCGUCGACUCGGAAACGGAAAGACCGGUCUCGAGCACCGUGAAACUCGUCGAGGACACGGCAACGGAGAUCCUCUUAACGACGCUAUCGACGCCUGGCACCGCGGCCGUCGCCCAACCGAGGCCUUUCAGUUUUAACAGAAGAAGGCCCACCCAGACCGAGACCACGACCGAGGCCUCGAGCAACGAGCAGACGAGGUCCAAGGUCGCCAGCUUGCCCGAAGUUAAUAAACUACCGACCCUCAAGGAUCUGAUUGGUUAUCGAAACCAUGAUUACGAUGAAAAUCAAACGCCCGUGUUCUUCAAUUUGCUUCCUCUUCAGGAUGAGAACCACCACGAUGGGGAACGUUCCUCGCGUGAAAAAGUCGCGAACGCCUACGAGGACGCGAGCGAAAAAAAUAAACGUUUGGAUUUAUCUGUAGACGAUAUAAAUAGUUAUUACGUCGAGGACAACGUCGCCGACGACGAAGAAUCGAUUAAUAAAAAGAGGAUCGAUCGGGAAGAUCCAUUAACGACUACAUUAAUAAUAAAACCGACUACCAUGCGUGGUAUUCCUUUGGCCGAUCUGUUGCAUAGCACCGCAAAAGUUCCUCGUGGUUUUUACGUCACGCGAGACGAGAACGAAACGUUCGAAGCCAGGAUAACAGACACCACGCCGAUGGUAACCGAUGAACCAACUACAGAGAUUGAACUAAAGUUUAACACCAAGCCCUCAGACUCCACUGUUCCCACGACCGAAUUCACGACUAAAGAAAUCCUAACUGACGACGAUACUACUCUCUCUAUUGCACGUACUGAUUCCAUCGCGAGUUCUACGGCCGAACAAUCGUUGCUCGUAAAUCCAAAACCCGAGAAUGUGACGGAAAAUGCAACGAGUUCGGAAACUGUACCAAAUGCAGUUAAUUCUACGAAAAAUACAGAGUUAAAAACAAUCGCGACGAUCGUUCCUUCCGACGAUAGAAUUACGGAAAGAACGGUGAAUAAGUAUAAUAAUCGUCGUGGACAAAAUAUAGGAUUCGGCUAUGAGUUCGGUCGCAAAUCUCAAGGGCGUCAAUAUACGCGACCGGUCAGCGAAGAGAGUUACAUAAGAACAACUGAAAAAACACAAUACGCUCGGCGUCGCUUCUCUACUCGCAGAGGGCAACAAAGGAGAAGACCACCCGUUACCACUACGCUUGUUUAUGAAACGACUGUCGGCUCGUUUUACCACGACGGAGAUAACGAAACCGAAGUAACGGGAAAGGUGGACCAGGACUUGGAGCAAACCACUGUCCUCGCGAACGAAACGAAUAAUUUUAUUGGCACUACGGAUGAUCGAGAAAGCUCGAAUGAUGAGGGAAGAGGGAGAGAGAUCAAAUUCACGGAUCAUAACGAAACGAAAAAUUCUGUUGGGCGUUCGCCUGAUCGAGAAAACUUAAACGGAAAUGAGAAGGACUUUGUGCCAAAGGCAAAUCGGACGGAAAACAUAGCUGGUUCUGAAGAACAUCUUCAGACUGAGGAGAAUGUAAGACCCGAGGUGAAUUCCUCGAAGAAUACAGUAACGUCUCGUACACCAGGAAGUUCGCCGACGACCAGAUUGAGGAAACCCACGAUUGUCGGCGGCUUGACGCCAUACAGCAAACGUUCGAAUACACUCGCGAAUCAACGAAAAAUUCGUCCGACCGACGGAAACUUGACUCUCGUUAACAAGACACUCGAUGCCGCGGGUAAUAAAACAGAGGCGCAGAAACCUGUGAAAGAUAUCGAUCAAAGUAGCAGGGCGCAAGAGAUCGCGGUGACUCUGGCAGAUCCACCGUCUCUGCAAUCGUCGGCCACCGGUCGACCGCCGUUUAGGAACGCCCUGAGACGCAAAAUAAGCACUACGGUCGCACCUAGAGUGGCCGCGACGACGAACAGGAGUACCAUCAGAUUCACUCCGGCUUCCGGGGAUCGUCAUAAGCCAAAGACGAGGGACAGAUCUAUAGAAAACGCGACGACGAGACCUAGACGGCCACCGGUUCUCGAUUACGAUUAUUACGAGGACGAGGAGGAGCCGGUCGUCGGGAAAUCUACGUACAACGGGAAACUCUUCCUCACGAGUACAGGGACGAUUAAGUGCCUCGAUCAGGGCAACUUCCCGCAUCCGUACUCGUGCAAAAAGUUUAUCACUUGCGCCAGAAUGGUGAACGGACUGGUGAUCGGAGCCGAGUACACUUGUCCCGACACGUUGUCCUUCGAUCCGGUCGGUGGUAUUUGCAAUUGGUCCGCUGGACUAGGUUGCAAGGAGUAAAAAACCUUCCCAGACAAAGCGAACGAAUCGAAUUUCGACCCGAACUCGAAACUACACGACCAAUCUGAAUUUUUCAAAACGCAUGUAGCCAUAAUCAACGAAGCACGGUGAUAUUAUCGUUAAACGUUCAUACGUGUAAAUAUUUUAGUUACUGUAUAUAAAUAGGCUUAGCUUUUACUUUAUCGCGUAGCAUACCGACGAAAUAAUUUAAGCGUUAGUAACGUGUUACGUCGAGAAGCGCACUUAAUCGAUCGCAUAUCACUUUCUAAGGUACGUCACUCUCUGAGGGGGUUGUUCAAACUCAAGAGAUCGAAAUAGUUUUACAGUUUUUAUGUAUAAUACAUUUUGUAUUUGGAAUAAAAGCAUCAAUUUUUAACCACA
This is a messenger RNA of Ceratina calcarata, 6415 nucleotides long. Its product is annotated as mucin-5AC. The transcript is spliced from 18 exons. Gene Ontology annotation, molecular function: chitinase activity; chitin binding. Lineage: Eukaryota; Metazoa; Arthropoda; Insecta; Hymenoptera; Apidae. Bases 749 to 6034 code for a protein of 1761 amino acids. The record is from RefSeq and is a predicted model, not a curated record. Gene Ontology annotation, biological process: chitin catabolic process; carbohydrate metabolic process. Gene Ontology annotation, cellular component: extracellular region.